Spinacia oleracea (spinach) is the source of this 1846-nucleotide messenger RNA. RefSeq names its product MADS-box protein JOINTLESS. Gene Ontology annotation, biological process: positive regulation of transcription by RNA polymerase II. Gene Ontology annotation, cellular component: nucleus. The transcript has 8 exons. Bases 783 to 1472 code for a protein of 229 amino acids. Gene Ontology annotation, molecular function: DNA-binding transcription factor activity; RNA polymerase II transcription regulatory region sequence-specific DNA binding; protein dimerization activity. The record is from RefSeq and is a predicted model, not a curated record. NCBI's taxonomy places the organism in Eukaryota, Viridiplantae, Streptophyta, Magnoliopsida, Caryophyllales, Amaranthaceae.
UGAAGAAAUUCACAAAGAUUGACCAUCAAAACCAACCACUGAAAAUUAACCCAAAAAGGAAAACAAUGUUGGGAUGACUCCGCCAAAUAAAGCAAUGCUUCACUAAAUUUAGCUUACUUUACCUUUCUGUUUUCUCCCUCUUUCUUUCUUUCUUUCUUUCUCUCCUCUCUCCUCUCUCCCUCUCCCUCUCCCUCUCCCUCUCCCCUCUCCCUCUCGUUGCUAGGGUUGCCAAAUUGGCCAUUAUAAUCUGGGGGUCAUCACAUUAUCCAGAGAAGUGAAACUUAAACGGACCCCAUAAAUUGGUAAGGUAGGUUAUGGAGUGAGAAUCAAUUAUUGAUUGAAAAAGUAGGGACCAAACCCCCUUUUGUAUUAUAACUACACCCUUUUGCACGGUCACAAUUUCACAAACACCCAAAUUUCCCAAAUUGGUCUUGGGUUUCUUCAAUGUUCUCUUCUCUCUGGCAUCUGCCAUUUGCAUUAACACCUGAAAUUACAAAUUUUUAGGGUUUCAUAUCUGAUUCUCCCCCUUUUUUUAGUGCCCUGCAUUUUUAUGCCUCCCACCUGCUUGGUAAAAUGUCCCUGUGAAUGUUUUUUUUUUCUCUAUCAAAUCAAAUUGGACUGUUACCCUUUCGAUGUUUACCGUUUCUGGGUGAUGGGUUUUUCUAGGUUUUGAUUGAUGUGCUGUAUUUUUGUACAUUGGUUAAUUCUGUGCGUUUAAACCCAAUUAAGAAGCAAUUUCUAGAGAGAGAGAGCGAGAGAGUUUGUUUUAUUAAAAAAGAAAAAUGGCGAGGGAAAAGAUUCAGAUCAAGAAAAUUGAUAACACAACAGCAAGACAAGUGACAUUUUCAAAAAGGAGAAGAGGUUUGUUUAAGAAAGCUGAGGAGCUUAGCGUUUUGUGUGAUGCUGAUGUUGCUCUCAUCAUCUUCUCUGCUACUGGAAAGCUCUUUGAGUAUUCCAGCUCCAGUAUGAAGAAAAUACUUGAAAGGCAUAAAUUGCACUCAAAGAACUUGGAGAAGCUGGGCCAACCAUCUUUAAAGUUGCAGCUUGCUGAAAACAGCAACUGCACCAAAUUGAGUGAAGAAAUAGCACAGCGAAGUCGACAGCUUAGACAUAUGAGGGGAGAGGAGCUUCAAGGAUUAAGUAUAGAAGAGCUGCAACACCUGGAAAAGUCCCUUGAGUUUGGACUAAAGCACGUCAUGGAUAAGAAGGUUGAGAAGAUUAUGAGCGAAAUAGACUUGCUCGAGCAAAAGGGUUCUGAGUUGAUGGAAGAAAAUGAGUGGCUAAGACAACAAGUGCUGGAAGCAUCAAAGGGGGGGACACAACAAGCUACUGGUUCGGAGAAUGGCAUUUCUGAGGACAGCCAGUCAUCGGAGUCGAUCACUGCUGGUUAUAGUAGUUCAUCUGGUCCUUCACAAGAUAAUGAUGAAACCUCAGAUACCUUUCUCAAAUUGGGAUUGUCAUUCGGUGGCUGAUGGAGAGACCAUAUGAGAUUGUUGGCCUGUAAUGGUCGCUCCUUUGCCUGCGGUUGUAGCACCGGUAGAAUGUGUAAAAUAUUAAGCUGUGUAUGUUGUACCCUUUGUCAGAUAAGAAGCUUGAUGUAAUCGAGCUACUCAAAUGUAAAGCAAUGGUGAAGAUGGUCCAGUUUGCUAGCUUCUGCAGUCAUGUGUUGUGUUCUGUGUUUAUUUUUGUUUUCACCUGUAGACUUUGUAGUGGGAGUAAUUAAUUAGUAUUAAAAGUUAAUAAAGAAAAAUAACCAUUGAUUGAAGGACUUAUAAUGCUGUACUAACAUUCAAUUUCAAAUGUGACAAUUUCGUGUAAACAAUAAUAGACUGGAAAUUUGGCAUCA